Messenger RNA from Formica exsecta, 744 nucleotides. RefSeq lists its product as uncharacterized. Lineage: Eukaryota; Metazoa; Arthropoda; Insecta; Hymenoptera; Formicidae. Bases 1 to 744 code for a protein of 247 amino acids. The record is from RefSeq and is a predicted model, not a curated record. The transcript has a single exon.
AUGACCGAUAUCCUUAACAUCGAAGGCGAGCCGGUCUUUGACGAUCGUAUCGUCAAGAUCGAGACUCACACGUACAACCCGUACGCCAACACGACGUUUGAGUAUAGCGACGAGAUACGAAUACCCAUACAACAACAGGAUCUGUAUACCUUGCCGUAUGAGAGUUUUCUAUACAUCGAGGGAAAACUAAAGAUAAACAAACCAGCUGAAGGAUCUAAUGUGGUACUGGGAAAUAAUUGCGUCGCGUUUAUGUUCGAUGAGAUCCGAUACGAACUCGACGGUGUGGAGAUUGAUCGUAACAGAAAUGUGGGAAUAACUAGCACACUCAAGAACUAUGUAACGAUAUCAUCCGAUAAAACCGUGAUUAUGAGGAACGCCGGCUGGAAUACGCAGUACGCAUUAACAAGUAGCAAUAACGCGAAUGGAUACUUCAAUUUUUGCGUACCGCUCUACAUGUUAUUGGGAUUUUGCGAGGAUUACAGAUGCGUAGUGAUUAACGCUCGUCACGAGUUGAUCUUAAUACGAUCGCGCAACGACAACAAUUGUCUGCUUGGAAAUUUGGCACUGGAGCCUGCGAUCGACAUAUUCAAGAUACAAUGGCGAAUGCCAGACGUGGUAUUGAACGAGAUCAAUAAGCUGUCGAUGCUGCGCGCCUUGGAAAGCGGACGAUACCUCAGCAUGGGUUUUUGCUCGUGGGAUCUGUACGAAUUUCCGCUAUUGCAGCGUACAACCAAGCAUUCGUAG